Triticum dicoccoides is the source of this 4177-nucleotide messenger RNA. RefSeq names its product ABC transporter B family member 5-like. Gene Ontology annotation, molecular function: ATP hydrolysis activity; ATP binding; ABC-type transporter activity. The transcript has 12 exons. Gene Ontology annotation, biological process: transmembrane transport. The record is from RefSeq and is a predicted model, not a curated record. Gene Ontology annotation, cellular component: plasma membrane. Lineage: Eukaryota; Viridiplantae; Streptophyta; Magnoliopsida; Poales; Poaceae. Bases 18 to 3815 code for a protein of 1265 amino acids.
UACCUGGUAGGCAUAGCAUGGGAGAAACAAAUAAUGCAAGAGCUGAUGGUGGAGUCAAGGGUGGAGAAGAGGAAGAGAAAGGCAGGAAGAAGAUGACCAAGGGUGGUAAGGCGUCGUUCCAUGACCUGUUCAAGAACGCGGACGCCGCUGAUGUGGUGCUGAUGCUGGUUGGCACGGUCGCCGCGCUUGCGAGCGGCAUGUCACAGGUCGUCAUGUCGAUCAUCUUCGGGCGGAUGGUAGAUGCCUUUGGAGGUGCCACCCGGGACACCAUCCUUCCCCGAGUCGACAAGGUGGUUCUAGAGUUUGUCUACUUAGCAAUUGGAACAUGGCCUGCUUGUUUUCUCCAGAUAUCAUGCUGGACCGUGACUGGGGAGAGGCAGGCAGCUCGCUUUCGAUCUUUGUAUCUCAAGUCGGUUUUGAGACAAGACAUGGCAUUCUUUGAUACAGAAAUGAAAGGUGGACAGGUAGUGUUUGGUACAUCUGCUGACACAAUACUAAUUCAAGAUGCGAUUGGCGAGAAGGUAGGGAAGUUUCUACAGCUUCUUACCACUUUCAUUGGUGGGUUCACGGUGGCAUUUAUCAAAGGCUGGCUCCUAACCCUUGUAAUGCUUUCUACUAUACCACCACUAAUCGUUGCAGCUGCAAUCGUCUCAAAGAUGCUUUCCAAAGUAUCUAGCGAGGGCCUAGCAUCAUACAUUGAUGCAGGAAAUAUUGUAGAACAGACAAUUGGAUCCAUAAGAACGGUGGUUUCAUUCAAUGGUGAAAAGAAAGCCAUGGACCAGUACAACAAUCUCAUAAAGAAGGCAUACAAGGGUACGAUCAAGGAAGGGGCUAUUCAAGGCUUUGGCCUGGGUUUCCUUUCUUUGGUCUAUUUCUCCAGCUUUGGACUAAUUGUAUGGUAUGGCAGUAAGUUAACCCUUGACAGAGGAUAUAGUGGAGCAGAUGUCAUGAACAUAUUGUUUGCUGUCCUUGUAGGAGCAAGAGCAUUGGGUGAUGCAACCCCCUGCAUUGCUUCCUUUGACGAAGGAAGAGUUGCCGCAUACAGAUUGUUUACAACAAUCAACAGGAAACCAGAGAUUGACUAUGAUGAUACUACUGGUGUUGUGUUAGAAGACAUUAAAGGUGAUGUAGAGCUGAGGGAUGUGUCUUUCAGUUACCCAAGCAGGCCAGAGCAACUAAUAUUUGAUCGAUUUUCAAUGCAUGUAUCAAGCGGCACAACAAUGGCCAUAGUUGGGGAGAGUGGGAGUGGCAAAACAACAGUCAUUAAUUUAGUUGAGAGAUUUUAUGAUCCACAGGCUGGCGAAGUGUUGAUUGAUGGAAUGAACAUCAAGAGUUUUAAGCUAGAAUGGAUGAGAGGGAAGAUUGGCCUUGUUAACCAGGAACCAGUACUCUUCAUGACAUCUAUAAAGGAGAACAUAGCCUACGGAAAAGAGGAUGCAACAUUGGAGGAGAUCAAGAAAGCAGCCGAGCUUGCCAACGCGGCAAGAUUCAUUGAGAAUUUGCCUAAUGGUUAUGAUACAGCAGUUGGACAACGUGGUGCCCAGCUUUCAGGGGGGCAGAAGCAAAGGAUUGCGGUUGCGAGAGCCAUCCUAAAAAAUCCGAAAAUCCUUUUGCUCGAUGAAGCGACUAGUGCAUUGGAUUUAGAGUCUGAGAGGGUUGUCCAAGAAGCACUAAGCAACAUCAUGGUUGGGAGAACCACGAUUGUCGUGGCACAUCGUUUGAGCACUGUUAGAAAUGCCCACUGCAUAUCAGUUGUUUCUGGAGGAAAAAUAGUCGAACAAGGACAUCAUGAUAAAUUGGUAAAGGAUCCUGACGGAGCAUACUCUCAACUUAUUCAGCUACAAGAGACACACCAAGAAACUUGCGAGCAGUUAGAUGCUGGAUUAUCAAGCCCAUUAUCUAAAAGAAAUCAAGCACAAUCAAUCAGUACAAGUUCAGCUGGGAGCAGCCACCAUUCUGUAAUUCCCCCUGUCAACUUGCCUGGCCCUACUGCAUUACUUGAUUAUGAUGGUGCAGAUGGUGAGAAAGCAAGCGAUAACACAGAUGUCAAGGUUUCCAAGAAGGCCCCAAUGGGACGCUUAAUUAGCCUAAACAGACCAGAGACGGCAUUUCUUCUAUUUGGUUCUCUUGCGGCAGCAAUUGAUGGAACUGUCUACCCAAUGAUGGGUUUGGUAAUGGCUAGUGCUGCUAAAACAUUCUAUGAAUUACCAGCAGACAAGCGACAGGAAGAUUCUACCUUUUGGGGAUUGCUGUGUAUUGGGCUGGGUGCAAUGGGUAUGAUAUCAAAGCUAGCAAAUAGCCUUCUAUUUGCAAUAGCUGGUGGGAAACUUAUAGAACGCAUUCGUGCUUUCACAUUUAAAAACAUAGUGUACCAAGAUGCUGCUUGGUUUGAUCAUCCUGCAAAUUCUAGUGGAGCACUUGGUGGAAGGUUAUGUGUUGAUGCCCUUAAUGUGAGACGCCUUGUAGGGGGUAACUUGGCCUUAAUAAUCCAAUGUACUGCAACACUUAUUUGUGGAAUAGUAAUAGCUAUGAUUGCAGACUGGAAGCUUUCAUUGGUCAUCUUAAUUGUAGUUCCUUUAAUGGGUCUCCAGGCUUAUGCUCAAGUGAAGUUCCUACAAGGGUUUAGUCAAAAUGCCAAGACCAUGUAUGAAGAAGCAAGUCAAGUGGCAACUGAUGCAGUUGGUAACAUGAGAACAGUGGCCUCUUUUUGUGCCGAGGAGAGAGUGGUGACAAAAUACAAUCAGAAAUGCCAAGCUUCUAAAAACCAAGGAAUUCGAACAGGAAUAGUUGGAGGCAUUGGUUUUGGUUUCUCAUAUACGAUGCUAUAUGUCACGUCUGCUCUUUGUUACUAUGUUGGUGCAAAGUUUAUUAGUCAAGGCAACUCUGAUUUUGGCGGCGUCUUCAAGGCUUACUUUGCUCUGGUUUUGGCCAUGAUUGGAGCAUCACAAACUAGUGCUAUGGCUUCUGAUUCAGCCAAGGCAAAUGAUUCUGCAACUUCCAUAUUCAAAAUCUUAGACAGAAAAUCCCAAAUCGAUUCCAGCAGCGAAGAGGGUUCUACCAUGGAGCUUGUCAAGGGUGACAUUGAUUUUAUGCAUAUCAGCUUCAAAUACCCAUCCCGUCCAGAUGUUCAAAUAUUCAGUGACUUCACCUUGAACAUUCCCUCUAGAAAGACUGUUGCGCUUGUGGGUCAAAGUGGCAGCGGCAAAUCUACAGUAAUUGCUUUACUAGAGCGUUUCUAUGAUCCAGAUUCUGGUGCGAUCUUAUUGGAUGGAGUGGAAAUCAUCAACCUAAAGCUAAGUUGGUUGAGGGACCAGAUGGGAUUGGUAAGCCAAGAACCAGUCCUUUUCAACGACACAAUACGAGCCAACAUAGCAUACGGUAAGCAUGAAGAGGUAACAGAGGAAGAGAUUGCUGCGGCUGCUAAAGCAGCCAAUGCCCAUGAAUUCAUAUCGAGCAUGCCACAGGGGUACAGCACGUCAGUUGGAGAGAGAGGGACCCAACUGUCCGGCGGGCAGAAACAGCGCAUAGCCAUUGCAAGGGCUAUUCUGAAGGACCCACGGAUACUGCUUCUGGAUGAGGCAACAAGCGCGUUAGAUGCAGAGUCAGAGAGCGUCGUUCAAGACGCACUGGACUGCGUGAUGCUUGGCAGGACAACUGUCACCGUGGCACACCGCCUCUCAACGAUCCAAGGGGCUGAUAUAAUUGCAGUUCUGAAGGAUGGCGCAAUCGUGGAGAAAGGAACACAUGAGACCCUGAUGGGCAUCGCCGGCGGAGCAUAUGCCUCGCUUCUAGAACUUCGCCCCAAUGCAACAUAAUACAGUGAUUUGGGCAAUGGCGUCGAUUUGAGCUACUGAAUUGUACUAGUACUAGUAGUACAGUUGGCUUAGGCAAUUUAGUCUGUUAGAUAUACUACUGCUGGAAAUGCAGGCGUCUUAUCGAAAUAUAUAAGAAUGCUCCAUGGGUGAAGAUUUGCUGCAGCCAAAGGGGGAACGUGACAUUUUCCAAGGCCUAGCGUCCUGUAUAAAUGUAGCAUACGGUGUACCUAAGGUCGUAUGUUUGCUACCCUCCAGAUCAGUACCUACAUCAAACCGAUAAUCCAUGGGAAUGGGAUACCAUGGGAGAAAUUUAUUGGGGGGCUAAAGCCAAGGGUAUUCUCAGGAGGUGGUGGUGGGUACCU